CAAUGGGGUGGUACACGGAGAGGAAUAGAUUACGGGGCGGAUAAAGUCAGAAAUAAAUAUAAGAAAGACAGAGGUUGCAGGAAGCGGAAGAAGAAACGGACACUUUUUUCCAGUUUUUAUACGUUUUAUUGGGGGUCACUCACAUGACGCUUUAUAAAUAAUCCUUCACCCUUGCCCCACCUCUGCCCCGUCUUUCCUUCUCCUUUGGACCCCUCUGAUUCAAUGCUUUACCGAACACACCACCACCCUUUUCUCUUCUCAUUCAACCAUUUUUCCCACUCUUCUCACCCUGAUUUGCUUUCCUCUUCAUCUUCUAUGCAGGGCAUGGAUUGCGCACAAGGGGCUUUGAGAAGCAGAUUUGGGCCCGAGAUGGGUUGGAAAAGCGCACCCCAACAGUCUUUUCUUGAUGACAUUUUGACGGUUAACGGAGGCCAAAGCGGCAUUUCUGGCGGUGAUGACUCCUUUGUUGAUGACCUCCUUGACUUCUCUAAUGGCUUUUCGGAGACAAAGGAAGAAGAACCGGAAAUUGAUGAACAAAAAACGGUAAAUGACAAAAGCGUCGCCAUUAACAAUGACAGUGCUUUUUCUGUUAAAGAAGAUUUUGAGUCUCUUCCUUGCAGCGAGCUAAGCGUUCCGGCAGAGGAUUUGGAGAAUUUGGAGUGGUUAUCUCAUUUUGUGGAAGAGUCAUUUUCCGAGUAUUCUCUGACCGGUAAAUUGCCAUCAAACCCGCCGGAGAACAGGUCCGAACCGGAAAUUUCAGUUAAGGAGAAGCCCAGUUUCACCACUCCGGUUCAGACCAAGGCCAGAACGAAACGAACCAGGACUGGUGUACGAAUUUGGCCACUAGGAUUGCCGGAGCCGUCGUCUUCUUCCUCAUCUUCAACCUCUUCAACGACGUCGUUUCCUGUCCCAAAUCCUUAUCUCGUUUAUGCAAUCCCUGGUAGCCAGACCGCCGAGUCUUUGCUAAGAAACCCUCCGGUCAAGAGGCAGAAAAAGAAGCCUACUGACGGUGUUGGAGCACCAAGGAGAUGCAGCCAUUGUGGCGUUACGAAAACCCCACAGUGGCGGGCCGGUCCGCUCGGUUCCAAGACCCUUUGUAACGCAUGUGGAGUGAGAUAUAAGUCGGGCCGCCUCCUACCAGAAUACAGACCGGCUUGUAGCCCCAGUUUCUCAAUUGAGUUACAUUCUAACAACCACCGGAAAGUUUUGGAGAUGCGGCAGAAAAAGGAAGUUGAACCGGCGCCGGUUGUUCCAAGUUUUUGAAGAAUUUUAAUUAUAAGUAAAAUUACAGAUGCAAGAAGAAAAUUAGUUAACCGGUUGAGAGUGUACCGGUUUAGGUUAAAUUAGGCCCGGUUCAAUUCUAUCAAUGGACCAUGAUUUGAAUUGCUGCAGGUUACUACUCUAGGACUGGUUAGAGUUACUCCAUUGUAAUUCUAAUUAGAAGUUCAAAAUUUAUCCUUUGGAUCUCUA
Olea europaea var. sylvestris is the source of this 1470-nucleotide messenger RNA. Its product is annotated as GATA transcription factor 5-like. NCBI's taxonomy places the organism in Eukaryota, Viridiplantae, Streptophyta, Magnoliopsida, Lamiales, Oleaceae. Bases 223 to 1263 code for a protein of 346 amino acids. The record is from RefSeq and is a predicted model, not a curated record. The transcript has 3 exons. Gene Ontology annotation, biological process: regulation of DNA-templated transcription. Gene Ontology annotation, molecular function: zinc ion binding; sequence-specific DNA binding.